UUCACCUUGCACGAUUAACUCUGUUCACAUUAGCGGACAGUCCAGCUUAACCGGCUUGUGGGUCAGUGCAGGACGCUGUGUACUGACGUAGCUGUAACUUGUCAGGCGACGAGUACUGACUGACUGUAUAAAUGAAACCCGGAAAUAUAAACGCGCCUCUGGGCAAUUGUCUUUGAGAGAGAGAGAGAGGAGAAAAAAAAAAGUCAGGAAGCGGGAGGUGUCUUCUCUACUUGCGGUGUAGCCAUCUCUUCAAAGUUCCACGCCUGUGACGCUUUGGGAGGCAGCAGAAAGUGAAGUCUCACGGCCGUCACAACACUUGUUGUUCGAUUUUUUUUGUGACCAAAACAUCUAAACAUGGCCUCUGGAGUUGCUGUUGAUGAUGAAGUGUUUCGUGUCUUUGAGGCCAUGAAGAUGAGGAAGGGAGAUGUCAAGAGGAGGAAGAAGAUGAUUUGCUUCUGUUUGAAUGAUGACAUGACAAAAAUAAUUGUGGAGAAAGAUGUGGAAAUUUUGAAUGAAGAUAUAGGAAAUAAAAUUAAGGAUCCAUAUACAGAGAGUGUGAAUAUGUUGCCCAACAAGGACUGUCGCUAUGUAGUGUUGGAUAUUUCCUACCACACUAAAGAAGGCAAUAGGGAGGACCUGGUGUUUAUGCUCUGGUCACCAGAAGCUGCUCCAGUCAAACAAAAAAUGUUGUAUGCUAGUUCAAAGGAUGCUCUCAGGAAGAAAUUUACAGGAAUUAGAUGUGAAUUGCAGGUGACCUCGAGGGACGAUGUGUUAGACCGUAGUUUUCUUGCAUGCAAACUCGGAGGCACCGUUCUAUCAAUUGAAGGGAUAGGGAUCCACUGAUAUGCAGGUUGCCAUCUGACUGGAAGCUUCCCAGUUUAAUGUGCUGCAUAGUACUUGUGGAUUCUGAUUUAACCUGCACCCAGAUGCUGUGGAUUUCAUUUUUAUUUUUGACGUUCCUUAUUGCAUUUGUUUUACAGCUCUUAAUUGUUGAUGAAAUUUGGAACUUGUCCAAUUAAAACUUCAUUAUGUAUACCAAAGCAACUAAAAUCUUUUGCAUCUGUAAUGUCCACCCUAAUUUGCCAUAGUAAUCUGAAUGCUUGCCCAGUCAGGGUAAAUUUUUUUUAAUCUGACUUCUAAAGGCAAUCUUUCAAUCAUCCAAUUUGUAAAAUUUAAGUCAAAAACCCCUUCAGAUUCUUAACUGCAGUUCUCAAAACUGCAAGCAGUAAUUUGACUCUGUACAUUCCAUAUUGCAUUCCACUAAACUUGGCUUACUUUGGAAUACUUGUAUUUAACGUUUAAAAUAUUUUGAACAUAGGUUUGUACAUUUUUGAAAUUGACUUUUUUUUUUUUUUAAAUGACUGAUUCAGGUUUCAAUUAAGUGCCGCCAAUUGGUAUUCAGGCUUGUUUUGUUCCACACCCUAUUGUGGAGUUGUGAAUGCAGUUUAUUUUCUGGAAGCAUCAGUGACAUUUGUCUUAAUAAAGAAAUUUUUCAUUGA
Messenger RNA from Erpetoichthys calabaricus (reedfish), 1499 nucleotides. Its product is annotated as cofilin-2-like. Gene Ontology annotation, cellular component: actin cortical patch; cytoplasm; actin cytoskeleton. Gene Ontology annotation, biological process: cell motility; actin filament fragmentation; actin filament severing. The transcript is spliced from 4 exons. Gene Ontology annotation, molecular function: actin filament binding. The coding region runs from base 355 to 843 and encodes 162 amino acids. Lineage: Eukaryota; Metazoa; Chordata; Cladistia; Polypteriformes; Polypteridae. The record is from RefSeq and is a predicted model, not a curated record.